UGGCGGGUUUUAUUCAAAAUGGAGUUGACGUCUCCGUUGCGGUUUUUGAAACUGAACCAAGUCCCACAAGCCUGGGUGAAUGCAGUGUGGGAUGCAGAAUUUACAGAGAUGGUACCGAUGGACGAUGAUAACAUAGAGGAGGAAUUGGCAGCCUGCGGAGAGGAAGAUUUCAGAAGACUGUACGCAUAUCUGCUGGCGCUUUCUGAGGAACAACAGUCUCCUAGCACCGAUGCCAGUUUUCAGAGUAUCUGGAUGCAGCUGAGGGAGAAUGGUGUUUCGGUGCAGUCUUUGGUGGCUGUGCUGUCCUCCUUUGUUUUGCCGGGCAAAGCCAAAGCAGCGAAUGUUCAGCAGAGGGUGGCUAGCCUUCAUGCUGCUUCCCUCUAUCUGUUGCUGCUUGGAAUCCCAGGAAGCAUUGGCAACAAAGUUUUUCACGAGAUUUUAUUGGACACUUGCUUGAGUGCAAGCGCUCACUGCUGGCCUCAAGACUUUGGCAAAAAGCGCAAGAAGGGCACUGUCAAGACUUCUCAGGCAGAGGGCAAGCGUUCCAAACCACACCGGAAGGAAACUCAAGAGAUGGAAGUCGAUGAGGAAGAGGAGCUCAUCUUCUCAAGUCAAGACCUAAAUAAGAUCCGAGAUGCGCUGGUUCUUCUGGUUCAAAGUCUUCUCCGACUUUUGCAGACAUUGUCACUCAAAGACAAAGCGCAAAGUGCUUGCCGUUGCGUCCAGAUUUUUACCAAGUUGAUUUACUUUGAACCAGUCAUCGGAGAGCCCAACUUUUCUGCCGAACGAGACGUCCGAGAAUUGCGGAGCCUUCCCGAGAUGGCCUUCUACGGCCUGCGGCUGAUUUGCGCACCAAAACAUGGAGACCAAAAAGAAUCGCUGAGGAGGGUUUUCCACCGACUUCUCUACGUAAUCCUGAUGAUGAAUAAAGAGGACAGAAGCAGACCGACCUUGCUCGUACUCAGCCACGCAGUACUCGCCGCACGGGAUCAAGCCAUCCGCUUUGUCUGUCACAUUGUGAACGAGCUGAAAGAAGUGGCUCUUCCUCUCUUAAAAGUGCUCGUGCAGCACAUUUGUUUUCAGAUUGUGGAAAAAUGUGAGUUUCGAAAGCACGCGGCCCAAGCUGUUGGCACGCUGAUAUCAGAGAUGUCAAGUACAGACUGUGCGCACUUCAUCAAGUGGCUGUAUAACUUCUCCAGACAAUCCAAGAUGGUGUCUCGCCUGUUCUCUGUGGAUGUCACGAUGGUUCUACUGGGGCAGCCGGAGAGGAGGCCGGAGGAAUGUGACGAGCACGCGGCUCUGGCCCGCUACCUGCCGCAUCGCUUCCUCAUCCAGAACCUGUUGUUCGCUCGACGCAAUGACCACUCCACCACUGUCCAAAGCCACGUCCUGGCCUGCUUGGCUCAGUGUCUGGAGUUGCCUUCACUCAAUGCUACCUGCGCUAUCCAAAGCCUCUUCUCUGCCACUGUAACCCAAACUCUAUUGGAAGGGGAAAGUACAGAAGGCGGUUCCCAGCAUCCACAGAAAAGCUUCCAGACCUUGCCGUUCAGGACUGUGGAGGUCGCUAGCACCGAGAGCUCUGUCUGUGAUGCGAGAGAGAACAUGGCUCUUCUCAUGCGGCGUGUGCAAGACUCCAAGUGUAAUGUUCGCAAAUCAGCACUGCAGGCCCUAGUAGGUCUUCUGAAGCACGGCGUGAUCCCAACGAGCUGGGAGAACCUUUCUAUGCUCUCGGAGCGCUGUCGAGACCCGGCUGUGUCUGUGAAAAAGAAAGCCUUGCAGUGUGUGGACGAGAUCCUUCACGCUAAACCGGAUUGCAGCCUGGCGCAGAAGGCAUGGCUGCUGGGCGUGGUACCGGCGGUUGAAGAUUGCGAGAGCGCCGUCCAGGAGAAGGCCCUGGAGGCUCUCGACCACAUCUUGCUCAGCCAGGUCAAAGCCUACGCCGCCUGCCGCCAUCUUGAUAGCAGUCAGAGGCUGACCUGGAAGCUGCUAAAUCUGCUCUGCGACGAGUGUCACAGCCUUAGCCAAUAUUUCAGUCGGGCCAUCACCAUCUGGACUAAACAAAACAAGUUUACGGAAACAUUUGUAACGAAUCUGAUUUCGCACACGGAGGCUGAUCACAGUCGUGGAGCCUGGCUGCUGCUUUCCAAGGUGGUUUCUGCAUCUCCCAAAAUUCCAUAUGGCAAACUCAUGGAUGCCUGGGACAACAUGGUCAGAUCCAAAAAUGUGAGCGCGACAACCUGCUGUCACAUUCUGGGUGUGAUUGGAGACAUUUCUGCUCACUUGAAUGAAGACACAAAGGCUCGGAUUGUUGAUGAUAUGAUGCCUUGGCUGAAGUCCUUUACCAUGUCUCUUGAGGCUAUCAGUGCUGCCAUAGAUACUCUGCAUCAAAUUGGCAGCGGUGAAGAUGUCAAGCAAACUCAGGCUUUCCUGAAUCAUCACUGUGGUGAGCUGGUGUCAAUUUGUGAGUCUUAUCUGGCUGCUAUAAUCCUGACCAAAAAUGGAAUCCACAACGUUAAUGAAGAGCUGAUGGUGAAACACCUUCACACCUUUGGUGUUGCCUCACUCAACUGUCCUGCUCGAGUGUCCAAAAGAAUGAUCUUGCUUGUGGAAUCUGUCCUUAUCCCAAAUCCAGACAAAUUACAAGAUUGUCAAGAUGAGCUAGCAGCUUCACUUCCCGUCUUCCAAAGCAACUUGCUGCCGACCAAAGUCCGAGCCCACGGCGUCAUUACUUUGGGUAAGCUGUGUCUGCAACAUGAGGAACUGGUCCGCAAGUACCUUCCCGUGUUCGCCAGAGAGCUGGAGCUCGGUACAGAAGUGGCCGUACGCAACAACAUUGUGGUGAUCAUGUGUGACCUAUGCGUUCGAUACACAAAUAUGGUGGAUCGCUACAUCCCCGACAUUUCCGCCUGUCUACGAGACGACCAAACAAUCAUCCGGGAGCAUGCUCUCAUCAUGCUCACCAACCUCCUCCAGGAGGAGUUUGUAAAAUGGAAGGGCUCUCUAUUCUUCCGCUUCAUGGUGGUGCUAGUUGAUCCUGUCCCAGCCAUCGUCAGUCUGUGUGAAUACUGCCUGGUUCACAUACUGCUGAAAAAGAGCCCAGAAAUGUUUAGUCAGCAUUUCAUUGAGUGCAUCUACCACUUCAAUUUGUACAGUGGACAUAAUUCCUACAAGUUGACUGAAACUGAAAGUGGAAAACUUCGGUUCUCCCUAAAGGGGCCUCAGCACCGCGAGAAACGUUUUCGGAUUUACCGCUUUCUACUGCUCCAUUUGACGGAUGCGCAACGCUUCAAGAUCACCAAUAAGAUGAACCAAAGUGUCCUGGCCUGCUUUGCCAAUGAAGAGCUGCCACUGAAUGCAGAUGCGGAAGACAUUUUAUCAGACACCUUCAACAUACUGACUUUGAAAGAGAUGAAGCUUCAGGCCACUGCGAGCGCUGCAGGGGACGAACAAGACGAGGAAAAUAUGAGCACCAUGGCAAAAGCAGUUUUCCAGGCAGCUCAAAAUAAGGUGAUUUCUCAGGUCAGGAAGAAGGCUUUCGUGGAGGACACCGUUCCUCUCAUCAUCAGUCUUAAGCGCUUACUGGAGCAGAGACAGUCUCCUGUCCUCAAAGAUCUCACAGCCUACCUGCAGGUGACAAUGCAGGACUACCCUCAAGAAGUCAAGGAGUUUUUUGCCGGGGAUGAGCAAUUAGCAGCAGAAGUGGACUUUGCCCUAAAGCAAGCAGGGAAGGACCGCCAUCCGGAGAAGCCGAUGGACAACUGCAACCUGAAUGAGGACUCCAAAAUGCUUGCAGCUCAGGCUUUGGCGCACCGCUCUACUUCUUUGUCAAAGAAUCUGCAACCUUUCAGCUUUUCCACGCCACAUCCAAAUCAGCUCCAUGCAAGACUUUGGCAGAGUGAGAGGCGAAGGCAUCUCUUGGCCAGAACCGGCUCAGAACGACAGUCAAACUCCAUCACUCUGGGAACAACAGAAAAGUCUCAAGGAGUCGUGAAUAGCAGAGCCAUCAGCACUCCAAACGAUAUGGGCCUAAAUGUGACUUUUGAGGAGGGAGUCAGUGCCAUCUACAAUGAUCAAACAAGUUCUCGCCAGGAAAGUAGCGUUCUUCAUGUACGCUCAGAUGGAAAUCAACCUUCUGGACCGAGGCAGUGGAAUGACCAGUCCCCUUUCCGUCCUAAAAAGAAAAGCAGUCUUUAGUCCACCUUUUGGUUUGACCUGUGUGCCUUCGCUCCCCAUCACAUGGUUUUAUAUUUUAACUUUGGAAUUGCAAGCAGCCUAUUUAAUCUCUUCAGAAAGUUUUUUUUUUUUUAAUUAAGGGUCCAUUGACACUCUAUGUUGUCCUUUUUUUCUACUAUUUUAAGGACCUGUAAGGUCUUUGGAGCAGAUGGUUUUAUUUACUCGAAUAUGGAAACAUGCGCUAUGCUAUUUUAUUUGAAUUUUAUCUUGUCUUCUCUUCGGUUUCCCCAUCUGUCAAAAGCUUUUCUGAUUGUCUCAAAUUUGACAUUUCCUACUGUACAUUUGAAUCCUUUAGUUUCUUGUGUCAUUUUAAAACACCCUUUUUGAAAAAAGAAAAUAAAAUUUGAAAAAAGACAUAUUU
This is a messenger RNA of Syngnathus acus (greater pipefish), 4594 nucleotides long. Its product is annotated as condensin-2 complex subunit D3-like. The transcript is spliced from 35 exons. Lineage: Eukaryota; Metazoa; Chordata; Actinopteri; Syngnathiformes; Syngnathidae. The coding region runs from base 19 to 4194 and encodes 1391 amino acids. Gene Ontology annotation, molecular function: histone binding. Gene Ontology annotation, biological process: mitotic chromosome condensation; meiotic chromosome condensation. Gene Ontology annotation, cellular component: condensed chromosome, centromeric region. The record is from RefSeq and is a predicted model, not a curated record.